This is a messenger RNA of Castor canadensis (American beaver), 3973 nucleotides long. NCBI's taxonomy places the organism in Eukaryota, Metazoa, Chordata, Mammalia, Rodentia, Castoridae. The record is from RefSeq and is a predicted model, not a curated record.
GCCGCCCCAGCUGAGGCAGCAGCGGACGUGAGCGGCAAUGGCGGAUAUGGAAGAUCUCUUCGGGAGCGACGCGGACAGCGAUGCCGAGCGUAAAGAUUCUGACUCUGGAUCUGACUCGGAUUCUGAUCAGGAAAAUGUUGCUUCUGGCCAUUCCAGUAAUGCCUCUGGAAGCGAAAGUGACCAAGACGAAAGAGGUGAUUCUGAACAGCCAAGUAAUAAGGAGCUCUUUGGAGAUGACAGUGAGGAUGAGGGAGCUUCUCGUCACAGUGGCAGUGACAAUCGCUCUGAAAGAUCGGACAACAGAUCAGAAGCUUCUGAGCCUUCUGAGCAUGAAGAUAACGAUGGCUCUGAUGUUGAUCAGCACAGCGGGUCAGAGGUCCAUAACGAUGAUGAGGACGAAGGUCACAGAUCGGAUGGAGGGAGCCAUCACUCAGAGGCAGAAGGUUCCGAAAAAGCACCUUCGGAUGACGAAAAGUGGGACCGAGAAGAGAAAAGUGACCAGUCUGACGAGGAAAAGCUGCAGAACUCAGACGAUGAGGAGAAAAUGCAGAACACAGAUGAUGAGGACAGGCAGCAGCUGUCUGAAGAGGAAAAGGCCAACUCUGAUGAUGAGCGGCCGGCAGCCUCAGAUAAUGACGAUGAGAAGCAGAAUUCUGAUGACGAUGAGCGACCACAGGUGUCUGAUGAAGAGAAAAUGCAAAACUCUGAUGAUGAAAGGCCUCAGGCCUCAGACGAAGACCGGAGGCACUCAGAUGACGAAGAGGACCAGGACCACAAAUCAGAAUCUGCAAGAGGCAGUGACAGUGAAGAUGAAGUCUUACGGAUGAAACGCAAGAACACAAUUGCAUCUGAUUCAGAAGCAGAUAGUGACACUGAAGUGCCAAAAGAUAAUAGUGGAACCAUGGAUCUGUUUGGAGGUGCAGAUGACAUAUCUUCAGGGAGUGAUGGAGAAGAUAAACCACCUACUCCAGGACAACCUGUGGAUGGAAAUGGCUUGCCUCAGGAUCAGCAGGAGGAGGAGCCAAUUCCUGAGACCCGAAUAGAAGUAGAAAUACCUAAAGUAAACACUGAUUUAGGAAAUGACCUAUAUUUCGUUAAACUGCCCAACUUUCUCAGUGUAGAGCCCAGACCUUUUGACCCUCAGUAUUAUGAAGAUGAAUUUGAAGAUGAGGAAAUGCUGGAUGAAGAAGGUAGAACGAGGUUAAAAUUAAAGGUAGAAAAUACCAUCCGAUGGAGGAUACGCCGGGAUGAAGAAGGAAAUGAAAUUAAAGAGAGCAAUGCUCGGAUAGUCAAGUGGUCAGAUGGAAGCAUGUCCCUGCAUUUAGGAAAUGAAGUGUUUGAUGUGUACAAAGCCCCACUGCAGGGCGACCACAAUCAUCUUUUUAUAAGACAAGGUACUGGUCUGCAGGGACAAGCCGUCUUUAAAACGAAACUCACCUUUAGACCUCACUCUACAGACAGUGCCACACAUAGAAAGAUGACACUGUCACUUGCAGAUAGAUGUUCAAAGACUCAGAAGAUUCGAAUCUUACCAAUGGCUGGUCGUGAUCCUGAAUGCCAGCGCACAGAAAUGAUUAAGAAAGAAGAAGAGCGUCUGCGGGCCUCCAUCCGGAGGGAGUCUCAGCAGCGCCGAAUGAGAGAGAAGCAGCACCAGCGGGGGCUGAGUGCCAGUUACCUGGAGCCCGAUCGCUAUGAUGAGGAGGAGGAAGGCGAGGAGUCCAUCAGCCUGGCAGCCAUUAAAAACCGGUACAAAGGGGGCAUUCGAGAGGAACGAGCCAGAAUCUAUUCCUCAGACAGUGAUGAGGGAUCAGAAGAAGAUAAGGCUCAAAGGCUACUCAAGGCAAAGAAACUCACCAGUGAUGAGGUAAUCUAAAAAGACUUUAUGCUGAAAAUAUAAUUUAAAGUGGUCCCAGGCGGUCGUGUGCCCAAGGAACCUGGGAGAAGCCAAUAAAGACCAUCUUUGGAGGAAUCAUCAAUCCAGAUCUCAGAAAUUCUCUUUAAUAGGAGCUCAGAAAUCAGUCAUUUAACCACAGAAUGCAUACAAAUAAGGUAUUGUGACAGAGCCAGCAGGCAUAGUUGGGGUCUAUGUGAAGGUUUGUGUCCCAUAAUUCAUAUGCUGUAAUCCUGACCCCCAAGGUGAUGGUUAGGAGGUGACCAUACGGCCUUUGUCUUCUGUCCUCCCCACCCUGCGAGGCAUGAACACCAGCAUUCCUGUUUCUGUAGCCCGCACCUGCCUUGGGAGGAAGCCUGCCUCGGUGCUCUACUCUCCUUUCACUUAAUUUUUGGCCACUGAUUAUACUUUAUUUUCUUGCUACCACAUUAAUUUGCUGUAUUUUCAGUGAGAAGGUUGUUCAACGCAUUGUUCUGCCAUAUUGCAGGACAUGGGCGUUGUGUUCCUCUUACCCAAAGAUCAUUUUGGGUUUCAUGAGCUCUUUUCUCGCGUGACAGAGUUCUGUUCUUAGGUUGUUGAUUGCGCCUUGGUGUGCAUGCGACAAGGGUGAGUCUGGAUUAGAGUCAGCUGGGUUGUUGACUUUUGGUGCUACCCUUUCCUAUUUUACACCCAUGGGUGAAUCAGCUCACCUUUCUGAGUCUCUUUACUCAUGUAUCCUAUGGGGUUUGUGCUUGCUGUCUGGUAAUGGCACUCUGUGCUGGAUAGCCAGACAGAAUGUUCCCUGUUUCUGCACCACCCUCGUUGGAAAUCCCAUGAGUUGCGUCUUGAUGAUGCUUUUGCAGUAUUGAGUGUCAGCCCAGCAGCCCUCGUUUAAGCAGAUGUUGCUUAUUUCUUGGCACGCAGAAACUGUGAAUGAAAAUUGAGAGGUGCCACGGGACUCUGUUUAUUCCCACAAGUGACAUUUUUUCUUUUUUCAAAAAAUGUGAUACAUGAGAUAUUUGUCUCCUUGGCUGGGCGAUUGUAACUGUCUGACGUAAACGUGCCUUCUGUGCUCACUUCAGCAGCACAUGUGCUAAAACUGGAAUGACACAGAGAAAAUGAGCCUGGCCCCUGUGCAAGGAUGACACACAAAUUCAUGAAACGUUCCAUAUGUAAAAAAUAUAUAUUAAAAAAAAAAAGUGCCUCCUGCAAAUGGCCUCCCAUUUGCAGGACAACCCACCCAACUCCUUCCCCAUCCAAAUAUCCUCCUACGUCUUCCUGCCGUCCCCUUCCUUCCUGGACCACAGAUUUUACUUCUCCCUGGACCUCCCAACUUCCUCAUUGCCUCUUCUUCUGUCACUGCAGUUGGACAGUGGAAGAGAGAAAGGGGGCCUUCCUGCUCUCAGACCCUUUCUGUGUUUUGCACACGAAACCCACCUAAACGCCAGGAGCCUGGGUAGGUCUCUGAGGUACAGGGGAGUUUUCACAGCCCAGGUUCCCAUGCCAGAGAACCACGUUAUGGCACAAGCACACCUUGGUGUGCAUGCGGCAAGGGUGAGUCUGGAUUAGAGUGAGCUGGCGUGUUGACUUUUGGUGCUACCCUUUCCUAUUUUACACCGGUGGGUGAAUCAGCUCACUUUUCUGAGUCUCUUUACUCAUGUAUCCUGUGGGGUUUCUGCUUGCUGUCUGGUAAUGUUAUUAAAUUAUAGUGAGUAACAGAGACAAACCUGGGAAACAUGGUGACAGGUCCCUAGGCAGGAAGUGUUACCGUCCCUUCUUCAGCAAGAUCUAAGUUAUCAGAAAAGAGAGCUUUUUAUUCUCCCUCACUUUAGAAAACCUAAGCUAAUGGUCUUCUGUUUCCAGGGUACUGGGGAAAUGGAAAGGCCCAGGUUGAAAGGAUGGAGACAGUGGAAAGGCAUGAAGACCAUGCCUCUUCUUAACAAAGAGCUUAGCUGCUGAGAAGGCUGGGUAGGAGUUAGUUUCAUGCCUGCUUCCCGUCUCUCCUCCCUCAGCUCUUCCUCUGGGCAGCUGCAUCAUCCACCUUGUACUCUGUUCAUUAGCAAGCUUUGUUUUAGUCUUCAGUGUUUUUGUCAUCAUUUCAUU